Messenger RNA from Dalotia coriaria, 655 nucleotides. RefSeq lists its product as uncharacterized. The record is from RefSeq and is a predicted model, not a curated record. Bases 38 to 655 code for a protein of 205 amino acids. The transcript has 4 exons. Lineage: Eukaryota; Metazoa; Arthropoda; Insecta; Coleoptera; Staphylinidae.
ACCGAUUUUAACUGAUAAUAAACUAUAAAAAUAUACAAUGGCUGAAGAAGUGGACGAGGAAAGCCCUCUGCCAUCACUGGACAUCGAUGCAGAAGAAGAAGAGGAUGAAGAAGAAGAGAAUUUAGAUGAUGAUAGUGAACGCCUUAAAGAUGAUGCCCAUCAAGCAGUUGCAAACUUUCGAAGCAAUAAAUAUCGCGGGCAUAAUUUAUCAACCGUCAGCCAAAUGGAAAACAUAAAAGAACGACUAAACAAAUACAAAGAAAAUCGACUUGCACGCCUCUCGACGCUGCAACUACCACAUCGUCACAUCAUCGAAAUGGUGGCUUUGUUUCUGGGCAUUGAUCAAAACGAAGUAGUGGAGGGCGUUAUUGAUCUUGAGGCGCACGUUAACUUGCUUAAUGCAUUCAUGAGCAAAGGAGACAAGCAUGCGAUUAUCUUCUUUUAUCAAGAUGAUGAGGCACCACCACUUGAAACCGGAAGAUAUUCAGCGUUUGUCACCGGCCUGAAAGAAAAAAUUGAGAAGAGAGUCUUCGUUAGCGAUGGAUUACAUACAGCGUUCAAAGAACAAGCUGUGGUUGUUUAUAAAGUCGAAGAUAAAGAUCUCGAAAUGAGAAAUUUAGGCGAGCAACCAGAAUUGAUCUUGACGGCAUUGUAA